Messenger RNA from Cololabis saira (Pacific saury), 1332 nucleotides. Its product is annotated as myozenin-2-like. The record is from RefSeq and is a predicted model, not a curated record. NCBI's taxonomy places the organism in Eukaryota, Metazoa, Chordata, Actinopteri, Beloniformes, Belonidae. Gene Ontology annotation, cellular component: actin cytoskeleton; Z disc. Gene Ontology annotation, molecular function: FATZ binding; actin binding; telethonin binding. The coding region runs from base 213 to 1001 and encodes 262 amino acids. The transcript has 6 exons.
CUCAGUCACACUGUCACUUAGGUCAGGCAGCAGCCCCCUCUGCCAAACCCUCUCCCCACAUACUGGCUCCAGUAUUGGGGAGUGCGAGUCCCUCACGCAGACCACACCACAGAGUCUGACCCCUCUUGCCUCUCACCUUUCUAAUUUCCCACCCUGAGGAGACAAGAACAACUUGAGACUACCCCCUGAGGGUCCUUCAGGACAGGGCAGCCAUGUCGCAGUUCUCCACCAUGACAACCAGGGAGAGGAAAAUGCAGGCAGCAGCAAUCUGCAGGGAGGUUCAAGGCCAAGAAGAUGCACAGAUGGAAUUUGGGAAGAAAAUGAGCGUGCCUAAAGACAUCAUGCUGGAGGAGCUGUCUCUUACCUCCAACCGGGGAUCACGACUCUUCAAAAUGCGCCAGAGACGCUCUGAAAAAUUCACUUUUGAGAGCAUCCAGAAUGAAAACAACAUACGGCUUAAUAACAGCGUUGCUCCCCAGGCCGAGAACGAGGAUGCUGCAGUCGGCAACAGCAGUGAGGGAAACAUGUCAAAAGUGACUUUUGACACACCAGAGACAAAGGUUGUGCCAGACCCAAGCUCUAUCGCCCCUGGAUACGGGGGUCCUUUGAAAGACAUCCCUCCGGAGAAGUUCAACAGUACCGCUGUGCCAAAGUUAUACCAGUCUCCCUGGGAGCAGGCCAUCAACAAAGACCCCAGCCUGGCAGCCACACUCAUCGCCCAACUGCCCGAAAUGGACUCCCCAGCAGACCUUCCGGGUUACAAAAGCUUCAACAGGACGGCUACCCCUUUUGGCGGUUUCAGCAGAGCACCCACUUCUGCUCCCAUCAUGGCAUUCCAUGAAGAAAACCUCCCCGAGCUGCCAGCACCCCAGGGAGAGAGUGCCGUACAUCGUCCCUCCUUCAAUAGGUCUGCUCUGGGGUGGGUGUCGUCGGGUGGUCUGGCUGCAUUCCCAACUGUUCCCCUCGAGCCUUUGCUCAUCCCUGAGUCAGACGACCUUUGAACCCAUGGAGAGAAGUCACACAAGGAUGUUGAUUACGCUUUUGCUUCACCAGAGGUUACUGUGGGCAGGAUGACAUUUCUUUUUGAGUGGAGUGGGGGGUGAGAGAAAGCAUUGUGCAAUUGGUGCAGUUUAGACUGUAUGCUCCAAAUCUUGGUUUUACAGUGACGUUAACUUUUGCACCGCAGGGAAAAAUAAUUAUAUCACAUAGAGUAAAAAGAAACAGUGCAGGGAUAAAGUAAAUAAUGUUUUAUAUUAAUAUGCACAAGAAUAUUUAAUCUUGCAAACAAAAAUGAUCUGCUCAAUAAAGUUGUGCUGAAUGGAACAAAAACAA